This is a messenger RNA of Solea senegalensis (Senegalese sole), 7516 nucleotides long. RefSeq names its product autophagy-related protein 2 homolog B-like. NCBI's taxonomy places the organism in Eukaryota, Metazoa, Chordata, Actinopteri, Pleuronectiformes, Soleidae. Gene Ontology annotation, cellular component: extrinsic component of membrane; phagophore assembly site. Gene Ontology annotation, molecular function: phosphatidylinositol-3-phosphate binding. Gene Ontology annotation, biological process: reticulophagy; autophagosome assembly; piecemeal microautophagy of the nucleus. The record is from RefSeq and is a predicted model, not a curated record.
GUGCGUAGGCUUGGUCUGUGCGGAGUCAUGAAAGUGUUUGUAAACAACUCCAUCAGAAGGAGCAGCAAACUGGAGUCGGACCAAUUUCCACAAACAUCUGUGAUUGUCAACACAUCCUGUAAAGUGUCCCACAGCUUGGGAUACGAAGGAUGCUUGAACUCACGAUUUCUUCAUGUCUUCAAAUCGACAGGAUGACGCUUCAUUAACACUAGCGAUUAAAGCUGUUUCAGUUGCUAUAGCAGCUCGACUGUGGUGCUACCAAAUCCCUUUCAUUGCCGGUGUACUUUACACCUGUUGAGUAAAGAUGCCUUGGCCAUUUUCGGAGUCUAUCAAGAAGCGGGCCUGCAGGUACCUCUUGCAUCGGUACCUUGGCAACUUCCUGCAGGAGAAGCUGAGCUUGGAUCAGCUUAGCUUAGACCUCUACCAAGGCACUGGAUCACUUGCCCAAGUGCCAUUGGAUAAAUGGUCUCUCAAUGAACUCCUUGAGACGGCGGAUGCCCCCUUUGAAGUAAUUGCAGGGUUCAUCCAGACAAUUUCUCUGACAGUCCCAUGGGCAGCUCUGCUACAGGAAAAUUGUUCUCUAGAGAUCAAAGGGUUAGAGAUGGCACUCAGACCUAGACCGAGAGUGGCAUCUGGUCUUGAACCCAUGUACUGGUCCAGUUUCAUGACAAGCAGCUUGCAGCUUGCUAAGGAAUGUCUCAGCCAAAAACUGACAGAUGAUAUGGGAGAGAGCUUCCAGCCCUUUGAGGGACUAGAGAAGUUUGCAGAAACAAUAGAGACAGUUUUGAGAAGGGUCAAAGUGACAUUUUUGGACACUGUUCUCAGAAUCGAACAUAUACCGGAAAAUUCAAAAACUGGGAUUGCGCUUGAAAUUCGAAUCAACAAGAUUGUUUACCGGGAUGAAACUGGUGAGGAGAGUUCAAAUGUGAAUGUGCAUCAGCCAACCACAUUUGCACACAAAAACCUGCAGAUGGAAGGUGUCACCAUAUUUUGGGAUGAAUUUUCAGAUGCAUCUCGAGCAGGAUGUAAAUCCUCCCCAACUCCAACGGAAACUGAGCCCAAGCUCUCCCCUAGCUGGAAUCCCAAAAUAAUUUGUGAGCCUCACCCCCAGUUCACGGAGCGUGUAUCUUCUACAACUACAUUUGAACCUGUGCAGAUCGGGAGCCUUGGUGGUAGAAUUGAGUUGUCCCUCACUCUUAAAAACAACUUGGCAAUGCCUGGAGCAAAGCUGGAUGUUGUUGGACAUAUCGAUACUCUAAUUUUUCUGCUGUCCCCACGUCAAGUCCAUCUACUUCUGGACUUGUUUGGAGCUUUCUCUGGUGGAUGUGCACAGGAAUGGGCUAAAGAUAGAAAGAGUCGACCCAUACAGCAGGAAGAUGAGUAUCGACUUCAUAUGGAACUCAACCGCUGUCUGAAGAAGGACACUACCCUGCCAGGAUCAGACCCUGAACUCUUCGAGAGCCAGACCACCAGAACCGUGUCAAGUCGAGAUGAUGUGUUCUUUUCAAUGGCUGAUAUGGACAUGUCUCACAGUUUGUCAUCCCUCCCCCCUCUGGGUGACCCACCCACUGUUGACUUGGAUUUGUCACUUAAUAGCAACUACUCUGCUUCCCCAGGAGAAUCCCCCUCUGGAAAUACAACAGGUCUGUGGGAUGAUUACAUGGAUGUACCACGACAAAGAGAGAGACUGCCCAAUGAAACCCCCGCCUCGUCACGGGAUUCACAACUUCAUCAAAAAUUACCGAGACAGACCCCCCACCCAUCCAAAACCCAUGGUGAUGAGUCAAGGCCAGAGCUGGUGUUGAGGCUGACACUGGGCAGCCUGGCUGUCUCUGUUCUCCACAUAGACCCACUGCCACCACCAGAUGCAGCUCCUAGUCCCCUUGGUCCUAUUGCUGCACACUUCUUCAGCAUGGUUGGCCCAGGCCACCUUCCCCCAGUGGCUUUCCUCCGGUCUCGGACAGCGUUUAAUCAGGCUUGUCCUCAUGACCACCUCAGGUUUGUUGGCCAGGGUCUGAAGAUAACCUAUGAACACUGUCAAGGAACCAGUUUAAGGACUUUCAGCACCGACUUGUCUGUUAACCAGAUGGAAUUUCUGGAGUGCCUCUUCCCCUCUGAGACUGUCAUUGGUGGAUCCCAAAGAGGCAUUCAGUACACUGAGCUCCUGACAUUUGACACCACAGCCACUGCUGAAGCGCAGCUUACCACCUGCCUUCACCUGCUUUACAAACUGGCUGAGCGCAGGGGCCCUCAGGGUGGCCAGGUUCGCUUCAGCACCAUUCCCAGGAAAGCUGAGAUCCAGGUGGAACUAGGCCCAAUUCGGUGUGAGUUGGACAUCAGCAUUGUAGACCGUCUCAACUCACUGCUACAACCACAGAAGCUGGCCACCACAGACAUGAUGGCCUCCCACAUGUAUACGUCCUAUAAUAAACAUGUCAGCCUGCACAAAGCCUUCACCGAGGUUUUCCUUGACGACAGCCACACUCCAACCAACUGUCAUGUAUCGCUGACUGUAAGUGCUCCAGUGCUGGGUCUUGCAGUUCGCUUCCCCAUCCCUGACCUGCGCUCAGAUCAGGAGAGGGGCCCUUGGUUCAAGAAGUCGCUGCAGAAGGAAGUGCUUUACAUGGAGUUUGAAGACCUGGAAGUGAAAACCGAGUUCAUGGGUGGCAGCUCUGAGCAAACCAAGAUGGAACUCACCUUUAGGGACCUUAUUGGAAAGUUCCAGGAGGAGCCGGAUCAACCAGCUGCCCGGUUCCUCAGAGUGUCCCACACCAUGGAUGGAGACAUGGCAACAUCUGAAAGUGUAAAGUUUGACUGGCCGAGGGUUGUGCUGAGGAUGAACCCCACGGCGGUCCACUCAAUCCUCGAGCGCGUGACGGCUGAAGAUGACGAGGGCGCCGAGGAUCAUUCUCUUGAGGAGGAAGAAGAGGAAGGAGCCGCUCAUUCACUGAAGGAUGUGUGUGACUUUGGGAAACCAGAGCCAUCACCCUUUUCUUCACGUAGAGUUAUGUAUGAGAAUGAAGAGAUGAUCAUACCUGGUGAUGUUGCUGAGAUGACAGAGUUCCAGGAAAAAACCAUGAGCAACUCGCGCUUCAUCCUUGAGUUGUGUUUCCCCAAUGUGCAAUUAGCUCUCCCCAGCAAGACAUUUUAUGAAAAACUACACAACAGGAUAAAUAAUGACCUGCUGCUGUGGGAGCCCACCGCUCCAUCUCCGGUGGAGACAGUUGAGAGUAUGCCGUAUGGAGUUGGCCUCUCAGUUGCCAGCCAGUUGAUUCACACUUACACUAAGGACAGCUUCAGUCAGUUCCGCUCGACUGGACCUGAGGAAGACUCCAGCGGCUCAGAGGAAGAGAACAUGCACUACUACCCUCCUGCCUCUGACGUGGGCCACGGGUCUCGUAAAAAGAAAAAGCACAAAGCUCAAAGCAAGACGUCCCAGAGCCUGUUCUCUGUCAUCCUCAGUGUCAAUCAUGGCUUGGUGGCUCUUCAAACUAAUGCUAAGAGAGAGGAUAAAACUGUAUUGAAAAACAAGCAUGGCGAGUUCUGGCUGGAGGUGAAAAACGCAGUGCUUUUCAGUGUAACGCAGUAUGAAGGCUAUAAAGAUCAACACUUCAUCUGUUUCCACACCAGUAGCAUUUGCAUGUAUCACCAAGGACUCAUGGACGGAGGCACUUCAGUCUCAGAUAUCAAGUUGCCAUGCAGGACACAUCCUCAUUGGCUAGAGCCGACUAUCUACCAAUCAGAGACGUCCCCUGAAAGAUCCUCAACGCCUUCAGAGAGUAUUGGUCUGGAGGCGCGCAGCAUGGUGUCCGUGGCUGUCAAAAUCUCCUCACAGAAUGCAGAACGUAAUAUUAAGGAAUUUCUAGUUGCCAUUGGCGUGAGAGGAGCCACACUUCAGCACAGAGUUGUCCCUCCCAGCCUUGGUUGGUAUGACCAGAUAGUUGACUUUCUGAAUGUUUCUGAUGAGCCUGUGUUGGGUUACGCCCCGCCAACAUCUGUCGCCACCCUUCAUUUACACAUGUGGAGCUGCUCUUUAGACUACAGACCUCUUUACUUGCCACUGCGGUCACUGGUCAUUGUGGAGACUUUCAGCAUCUCCAGCAGCCUCUCUUUGGAUCACUCGUCUUCGUCACUCAGGAUCAUUUUGGACGAAGCUGCUCUGUUCCUCUCGGACAAGAGUAACGCGGUCUCUGUUAAUCUAGCUCGUGACUAUGUCCAAGUUGUGGACAUGGGAACACUGGAGCUAAGGAUUACAGCUGCCAAACCAGGGUUGGAUGGAAAAUUGUUGGAGCCCAGGUUCGAGCUGCGAUGUUCAAGUGACGUCAUUCACAUCAGAACAUGUUCGGACUCCUGCGCUGCCCUCAUGAACCUUAUCCAGUAUGUGGCCAGCUAUGGAGACCUACUGCCCCCUACUGAACCAGAGGCAAAGCACAGCAGCGCCAAACAAAGACCCAAGGCGGAGUUUCCCAGCACGCCCACCUCUCAGACCCCUCUGCUCGCUGAGACGGAGCAGCAGAUGUUGCAGGACCUGAUGAGUGAAGCAAUGGAGGAGACUGACGGGCAGCAUUCGCCAGUGUCACAGCAGAACGGCGCAUAUGAGGAGCAGAAUCCUGAACAAGAAGCGCACAGCUCAGACCUUUUCCUGUUCCCGGAUGAGAGUGGGAAUGUUAGUGAGAGCUCAAGCCCCACUUACCCCAUGCUUCACUCUCCACUCAUCACUCCUGUUCCUACCCUUGCCCAGGAGACUGACGACUUCUGUAUCUUGGAAACCCCUGGUUCCAGAGGAGAGGAUCGUGAUCACGAGCCAGUGGUAAAGCAGCUUACUUCAGAGCCAGUGGAAAUCAAAGAAGAUUAUUUCAGUCAGCCUCUGGAUGGGGGUGAUUCUACCCGGGUAGCCAUGAACUUUCCCAUCCCAGAGGUGCGCUACCUCAUCAAGGAGAUCUCUGUCGUCUGGCACCUUUAUGGCGGAAAAGACUUUGGGAGUACAACCUUUGCAGCGUCUCCAGCUAGAAGCCGGGGAUCUACACCUUACUGCUCCCCUUCUCAAACUCCAGUCAGACAGGCCAGUGCUUCAGGACGGGCAGGAGGUGGAAGAGGGAGGAGGCCUGACGUCCUGAUGGAGAUCCAGCUCAGCAAAGUGAGGUUUCAACAUGAGGUGUACCCACAGGCCCCGGUGGUUUCUGGGUCAGCUGCGGACCAGCCGGUUUCACGGCAGGUGUUUGUUGUGCAGGACCUGGAGAUUCGAGACAGACUGGCUGCUUCGCAGAUGAACAAGUUCCUCUAUUUGUACUCGAGCAAAGAAAUGCCUCGCAAAGCCCAUUCCAACAUGUUGACAGUUAAGGCGCUGCACAUGUGUCCAGAGUCAGGGCAGGCUCCUCAGGAGUGCUGUCUGCGUGUUUCACUGAUGCCUCUUCGUCUUAACAUUGAUCAGGAUGCACUGUUCUUCCUGAAGGACUUCUUUACUAGUCUGACUACUGAAGUUGAGUUUUUUUCACCACCCGCUCAAGAAGCCUUUUGUGUUUCUACAAAGAAAGCAGCUACCCCUGAGAUCUCCUGUAGUUUCCCCAAGCACACUGGCAGCAGCCAGGACCCGGCGCCGAUAAUUUCAGUACCUGCUCAGAGACGUUUGAGCCCCAACGGCUUUGCCACAUCUAGCAAGGAAGAAUUGACAGACGGUGAAACCUCUGCUCCUUCUUUCAGAGACCAGCCAAUCUUCUUUAGGGAGUUCCGAUUUACAUCUGAGGUUCCCAUUCGCUUGGAUUACCAUGGGAAACACGUUUCAAUGGAGCAGGGAACAUUUGCAGGGAUCAUCAUUGGCUUGACACAGCUGAACUGCUCAGAGCUGAAACUAAGGCGGUUGUGCUACAGACAAGGGUUGUUAGGUGUGGAUAAGCUGUUUUCCUAUGCAAUAAAUGAGUGGCUAAAUGAUAUAAAGAAGAACCAACUUCCAGGUCUACUGGGUGGUGUUGGACCUAUUCAUUCCCUAGUACAGUUGGUUCAGGGAUUCAGGGACUUGGUCUGGCUCCCGAUCGAGCAGUACAGGAAAGACGGUCGUAUAGUCCGUGGGUUUCAGCGCGGCACUGCUUCCUUUGGAACGUCGACUGCUAUGGCUGCUCUGGAGCUCACCAACAGGAUGGUGCGGACAAUACAGGCAGCAGCAGAGACGGCCUUCAUGGUUUCCCCAGUCCCUGAUGAGCGAGACACAAAGAAGUUAAAACGGUAUUCCCACUAUGGACUGGCUCAUCAGCCUGUGGACCUGAGAGAAGGUGUAGCUAAAGCCUAUACUGUGGUAAAAGAGGGGAUCACUGACACUGCACUGACCAUCUACGACACUGCCACCCGGGAGCAUGAGCAGCGUGGGAUGACGGGGGCAGUGGGUGGAGUUCUCCGUCAGCUACCACCAGCUGUAGUCAAGCCUCUCAUUAUGGCCACGGAGGCUACCUCCAAUGUCUUAGGUGGGAUGAGGAACCAGAUUCACCCUGAUGCUCGCCAGGAGGAGUCACAGAAAUGGAGGCAGGGCGAGGAGUGACUUUUGUUGCCAUAUUUUUUUCCUGCUGAUUUAAUAUGUUGGAGACAUUUCUGAAGAGGAACAUCUCACAGGUGCAGUAGGAGACCUGGUGUAAAUAUGUUCAUCCUGUGGCAAAUGAGCUACCACGAUUCAGCUUGCGUCAUCUUACCAGUUCUCUCACAGUGCCUUUGUGGUUAUCAGCGUAGUCUGGCUGUGUGUUUAGUCAAAGGGAUUUAUGAAGAAUCAUGGACAUAUGAGCCACAUCAUCUCUGUGAGGACUUUAUGGCUUUUAAAAAAAAAAGAAAAAAUCACACUGUCUCAUGAGGUACAAAAAUUUGCUUAAUCCUCAAAAUGGCUUUGUUUACAAGUUUGUAGUUACAUCCGCUCACCUGGUGUUGACACACUAAUAGGCGUAAUUGCCCUUAAAUUAUGUAAUGUGUACUGUAUGUGGGCCUUGUUAUUUAUUGUUAAUAAUCCUCAUGUGUAACAUUUCAUGCUAGUGUAAGAACAAAUGCAGAAACUGAAUGUUUUACAGAAGUUCUGUAAACUGCACUUUGACGGGUUACUUGCAAGAUUAUCUCAAGAUUAUCGCAAGAUUACCUGAUUUGUUGAAGUUCCUUAAUUUUAUUUUGAGCUUUGAUCAGUGUUGUAUAAUUUUCUCAAGAGCUGCUGUCGCACCACAGCUGCGUUUAACAUUUAACGGAAACGGUUUAAAUUAUUUUGGUUCAUCUGCUGCUCACAUUUUCAUUCUGUAGAUACAAACUUGUUGAAGAAACUACAUCUUAUCGACCCAAGAUCUUAAAGCAAGUCCUCAUAUCCUGCACAACAUACUGUCAUAUGUCUCUAGGGGUGUUAUUUAAAAUUAUUUGGUGUGCUAUGUUGUGCUAAUGCAGACAUUUGAUUUGCUAAUUUUUAUGUUCGGAAAGAAUAUAUAUUGUACAUAUUUGUACAGUUUUAAAUUUGUAUUAAAGGCAUGAAAGGGAAUUAAAAACCGUUUAAGUCAUCACA